Molecule: messenger RNA, 1166 nt
Organism: Gracilinanus agilis (Agile Gracile Mouse Opossum)
Lineage: Eukaryota; Metazoa; Chordata; Mammalia; Didelphimorphia; Didelphidae
Gene: KLHDC9
Product: kelch domain containing 9
Exons: 4
Coding region: 47-1081 (344 amino acids)
Molecular function (GO): cyclin binding
Source: RefSeq, a predicted model, not a curated record
UAAGAAGCGGGGUGGGGCAAGGGCUCCUUAGGCCCGCUGUCCCCAGAUGGCUGCUACCCAGGGCCCGAGUUGGGCCUGGCGACCUGUAGCACGGGAUCCUCUCCUAGCCCGAGCGUUUCACUCAUGCACCGUGCUGCGGGGACAGCUCUACGUGGUCGGGGGCCUGCCGUGUGGGGGCGCGCACGAGCCCCUCGGGGACGCGGUGACCUUUGACCCGGCAGCGGGCCGGACCUCCCGGGCGGGAGGCUCCGGCGGGCCCAGGCGCAGCCACCACGAUGCGGCAUGCGUAGGCGGUCGUUGGCUGUGCGUGGUGGGUGGCUGGGACGGGUCCCGUCGAGUGGCGGCCGUAGCCGCCCUGGAUGCUGAGCAUGGGGUUUGGGAGGUAUGGUCCGCAGCCCCGGGCAACAGCCCCCCGGCCGGCCUCAGCAGCCACACUUGCACCCGCCUGUCGGACCACGAGCUGCGUGUGGCCGGGCGCGAGGGCGGCACUCGCACCCAGCGCCGCUACGGCAGCGUCUACACCCUGCGCGUGGACCCCACUGCGCGCACCUACAGCUACCGCGAAGAAGGCUGCCACACGGCCUCACGCUCCGGGCACUGCGCCGCGCUGCUCCGCACUGGCGGCUCCCACCCGGGCCACCAGCUCCUGCUCUUCGGGGGCUGCAACUCCCCCGAGCCCGAAGUGGCUGGGCACUGGGGUCAGGACCAGAUCCAGGAGGAGCCAGUUGUUGCCUCUGGGCUGAUAGAAAAGCUUUCCAGGUUAGUCGGCAGUGAGCAGGGGGCCCUGCAGGGGCCCCGGGGUCUUCGGCACCAUUCCUGCUCCGUGGUGGGGCCCUUUGCGGUGCUGUUUGGUGGAGAAACUCUGACCAGAGCUCGGGACACAGUCUGCAAUGACCUUUACAUCUAUGACACUCGCAAACCAAGAAGGCGCUGGUUUCACUUUCCCUGUGCAGAUCGAAGAAUGAAACGUGUAGGCCAUCGAACCUGCCUCUGGGAUGACCAGCUCUAUCUAGUUGGGGGCUUUAGUGAGGAUGGCAAGACUGCAAGUCCAGAUGUUUAUACAUUGGAACUAACUAUCUGAGCUGAGGAAAUCUGCUUCCUCAGUUUAUCCCAACACAUAAAGCAUUCUAUUACUAGACCUAUGUAGUUAUUCAUUAAAUGCUAAU